Aspergillus puulaauensis is the source of this 1362-nucleotide messenger RNA. RefSeq lists its product as uncharacterized. Bases 1 to 1362 code for a protein of 453 amino acids. NCBI's taxonomy places the organism in Eukaryota, Fungi, Ascomycota, Eurotiomycetes, Eurotiales, Aspergillaceae. The record is from RefSeq and is a predicted model, not a curated record. The transcript is spliced from 2 exons.
AUGGCUUCGGACUGGAGCACAACCACCUCCGACCCAAUUUUGAAUGUCGAUGAAAAUGGUCGCACUGUGACGACUACAGUACUUGUGGUCUCGCCGCCAAACGGAGAAACGGCGUGGUCGACGUGGUACAUCGGCCCAUCGGCAACAUACGAGUCGUAUACAACAUGGGUAGAUGGCAAGUCCACCACCGAAGGAUCGAUAAUAAGCAAACAGCAGCAGACGACGGAGCAGGAGCAGACUACAACAGAACAGACUGCUGUAAAGCCAACACCGACCAGCACAGGUUCAACGAACGACCCAUCGGCGUCAUCCAACAGCUCGACUGCGGAAACACCCGAUCGCCAGUCGUCUCAGCCCUCCGGCGGCAUCAGCGACGGAGCCCUAGCAGGCGCCAUCGUCGGCAGCAUCGUCGGAACAGCCCUGGUCACUCUCCUGCUAGCAUUCCUAUUCUUCCGUCGAAGACAGUCCAAGCCAGCUAAAGAGGUCGAUGACGGCGCAUAUGCUGGCGCUGCCGCUCGACACAGGAAAUCGAAAUCGGGUUCUGCGUUCCCACUUGCGGAUAUCAUCCCCCAGCCUGAACCGGCUGACGACGAUACCGUCCGGAGACGCAUUCUUACCCUGGUGGACCAGGCCGGGCUGCAUAUUGAUAACUAUUACGUCCCUGGUUCUAUGCCGGCUCAUUUAUCAGCCGAGCAGAGUGCCCGUCUGGCGGUUUAUAGCUCGACUGAGCUCCCUGCGCCGAUUGAGACCCUGCUUGCUCAGCGUGAGGUCCGGAGGCAGACUCUCAAGUAUGCCCUUGUGAGGACGAUUCUACGGGCCAUUAUACCUGGUGGUAAUGGCACAGGAGAGCUUCUCCCGAGGGCGUUUGCAGAUAUGCCAGUUGUUGAGGGACGUAGUGGAUCCUCUGCAGCAGUGUUCAACUGGCGCAUGCUCACAGCCCACCUCCACUCCCAAGCAUCAAACAACACCACACCCACAACCACAACCACAAACAGCAACAGCAACCGAAACAGCAAAAUCCAACCCUCCACAACGAUAACCGAAGACUCCCCAAUCCAGGCAACGGAAUCUCUGGCCGGCCAGUUCACAGCCGCAUUCAACCCGUACAGUUUCCCGAGCUUCACGCCCGAAGAGCGCAUAUCGCAUUUGGAGACUCUUGCCUGUUCUGCGGCGGAUUUGGGGGUUUGGUUAUUCUCCCAGCCUUGCGCGUUUGAGUUUGAUUGGAAGACUCCAGGGACGUCGGCUGGGGGGAUUAGUGUUGUCCCUCGUGUUUUGAAGGUCGCUGAUGAGAAGGGUGCUCCAUUGGUGACUCCGCAGGUCCUGGUUGAGGGGGAGAGAGUGGCUUAUACGGCUAGGAUUUAG